This is a messenger RNA of Tarenaya hassleriana, 1523 nucleotides long. RefSeq names its product E3 ubiquitin-protein ligase RING1-like. Gene Ontology annotation, cellular component: cytoplasm. Bases 253 to 1359 code for a protein of 368 amino acids. NCBI's taxonomy places the organism in Eukaryota, Viridiplantae, Streptophyta, Magnoliopsida, Brassicales, Cleomaceae. Gene Ontology annotation, molecular function: ubiquitin protein ligase activity. Gene Ontology annotation, biological process: protein ubiquitination. The record is from RefSeq and is a predicted model, not a curated record. The transcript has 2 exons.
GGAGAGUGGGGUUGGAGGGAGGGAGAACAAGAGGACGUGGUUGGGUUGUUGUUUCCUUCCACUCUUUCUUCCUUCCUUCGUCUUUCUCUUGUUUUUUUUCCUCCAUUUCUCUGACCCUCAAAAAAAAAAAAAAAAAAUUCUGCGGUUCGCUUCUAAGGGGGGAUCGAGCGGAAGAAAGUUUCAUUUUUUUUGGUAGAAAAAGGAAGAAUAUCUACAAGAAUCCAGAGAGAGAGAGAGUUUGGGGAAGGAGAUAUGGAGGAGGCAAUGGCAGCUAGGUAUUGGUGUCAUAUGUGUUCUCAGAUGGUGAAUCCAAUAAUGGAGGCGGAGAUCAAAUGCCCAUUCUGCCAAAGCGGGUUCGUGGAGGAGAUGAGUGGUAACAAUGGUAAUACCCUAACAAACGUUCAAGACCGGGAUUCGGGUUUCGGUUCAGACAAUGCCAUGUCUCUCUGGGCCCCGAUCUUGCUCGGCAUGAUGAGCAGUCCCCGGAGGCGUAGGAGGUUUAGGAGAGUGGAAUUCGGUGAAGAAAAUGAUGAUAACGAUGAUGAUCAUGAUCAUGGAAAUGGUACCAAUGAUCAUCAUCAUCGUGCCCGUCGGCAUGGAGAAGAGAUUGAUUUGGACAGGGAAUUUGAGUCUAUCCUAAGGAGACGGAGAAGAAGCUCAGCUACCAUAUUGCAGUUGCUUCAGGGAAUCCGGGCAGGGAUCGCAUCCGAGUAUGAGACCACCGAGAAUGGUCGUGAUAGGGAUAGAGUUAUCAUGAUCAGCCCGUUUGACCAAAACCGAAACCAGAGUCCUCCUCUAACAUCACUUGGAGAUUACUUCACCGGACCAGGGUUAGACCUUUUGCUCCAGCACCUGUCUGAAAACGACCCGAACAGGCAGGGGACACCUCCUGCCGGAAAAGAAGCAGUGGAGGCUCUGCCAAACGUGAAAAUAUCGGAGCCAUUGCAAUGCUCGGUCUGUUUGGACGAUUUUGAGAAGGGAGAAGAAGCAAAGGAGAUGCCGUGUAAGCACAAGUAUCACAGCCGGUGUAUAUUACCGUGGCUCGAGCUCCAUAGCUCAUGCCCGGUAUGUCGGUACGAGCUUCCUGUUCUUGCUGAUGAGACAAAGGUCGAUCAACUACAACCGGGAGCCAUAACCAGAACCACAGCCAUGGAAGAAAAUAGAAGUAGAAACAGUGAUAAUGUGGAAGGAGAUGAAGAAGAAGGUCGGAACGGGAGCGAGAACGGGAACGGAAGAAGAUUCUCGUUCCCGUGGCCUUUCAGCGGGUUAUUCUCGUCGUCGUCAUCAUCUGGCUCAUCAGGAUCACAGCCUGGUGAAAACAACAACUCUUUCUCGGGAUCAUCCGGUUCUCGUGGAUGAGAAACAAACAACUCAAAGCACAGAACCAAACCGGGUUUUUGUUUGUUCAUGUUCUUGUCCUUGCUCUCUGUCUUGUUUCUGCUGUUUCUUAAGCUUAUGUACAUAUAAUCUUCUGGUUGUCUUUUCUUUCAGAUCGAUGAAAAAUAUUGGAGGGAUUUGCCUUU